This is a messenger RNA of Pocillopora meandrina, 3368 nucleotides long. Lineage: Eukaryota; Metazoa; Cnidaria; Anthozoa; Scleractinia; Pocilloporidae. The record is from the annotation of a GenBank genome assembly.
AACAGUAACUCUCUAUUUGUUUGUACAUGACUUCAUGUCAAAAUUAGGGCAUUAUAUUUUUACAAUUUAGGAGCACAUAUUUGAAAUAAUACUUUCAGUUCCUACUAUUUACCUCUCCUUUUAAUAUGUAAAACUUCCUUUUAAUUUAUGUUUCUUUCCUGCUCGUACAGUGUACUACUUGGUUCAGUUUGUAGAUGACGGUAUUUUGGACAUCAAAACUGACGACGACUUUAGAACAAGGGAAGAUGGCCUUAAAGAGGCACAGUAUGGGGAUACCUUUUACUUGUGCACAAUAAUUUUUGAAAGUGGUGAGUCUAAGCACUUUUUUUGUUUUGAUCAUCUUGUGAUAGGAAGCUAAGUUGUUUGAUUUUGCUUUUCUAUGCAAAUCUGAAAGAAUUAGCUCUGAAAUGUUACGAAAUGGCUCGGUUUUUCAUCAUGGAAGCAUGACAUUGAUGAAAAUGGUGCCACCUACUUUAAAUACAAUCCAUUUUCUUAAAAUCUUUUUGAAAAAGUCAUGAUUAAGGUCAGGGCUCGACCCUAACUUUUCAACUUACUAGCCAAGUGGUUAGUGUCAACUUAGAUGUUACAACAAUUUCAGUUUGCUUACUAGCUAGACUGGUUGGUGGAGAUUGAAAACCAUGUGUGUUUCUACCAAUGUGUGGCUAGUGUCGAGCCCUGGAGGUAAUUAAGGAUAGAAAUGGAUAUUGUAAUCCCAAAUCAAUGGAAAAGGCAUGGUGACAAACUACUGGUACAUGGUGUGCCUCUUGCAAGUUGUAUAUUUUGUUGAUAGGAUUUAAUAAAAUAAUUUAAUUUGAUAAAAAUAAUUUAAAACAAGCUUCAAAUAGAUGAAAGAGGAGGCAACAAAUUCACAAACAGAUGUAGAAUCUUUUGUUGCAAACUUGUGCUGUGAUUGGUUGCUGCAACUGAAGUUUAUUUUUACUGUUAAUGGAUAUCUUUUUGAUAGCUGGAGAUGUUUUAACUUGCAGAUGAUAAAGAGGAAGUGAUGAAAAGAAAAGUUGCCAUGCAGAAAUUGAAAAACCCCAAACAAACAGAACAAAAUAAAAUGAAAAAGAUAGGAAAGAAAACAAAGGAAAACAGAAAGAAUGUUGGUGAGGAGAAGGAGGGUGAAGAAUCCACACAAAAAAGAAAUGGUGGAUAGGGAAGAAAUUGCAAGAAAGAAAGCAGAACGACAGAAGAAACGAGUAGAACAACAAAAGGCUAAGGAAAACAAGGAAAGGGAAAAGGCUGUAAAAGAAAAGGAAAGAGCUGCUUUGAUGGAAAGGGAUAACUGCAUACUUGCAGAGAUGAACUCUUUAGCAAGAAAUCUAGAUGUCGAAAGCAAGCAGCCAUUUACCAAUUUAUCUGAUGAAGAGGAGUAUAAUGUUGACAGGGCUGAACCCAUGGAUGAUGAUGAAUAUUUUGGUGGAAGAGAUAUUAUAUCCGAAUGUUCAUCUUACCUUCAUCCCCCCCUCUCUCUUCCUCCCCCUUCCAACUCUGCCAAACCAGCUUUACAAACCCCAAGAGCAACAGUUGGUGGAAAAAGACCCAGGGAUUUCUCCCAGAGUCAACCACAACUUCCUCCAAGACCAACUGUGGGUGGAAAAAAGCCAAGGUCCACAUUCCACCACAGCUGCCAAAAAUGUGAGGAGUACAAGGAAAUCAUAGCUGCACAAAAUCAAGAAAUUUCUCAACUCAAGGCUCAAGGUAAUUAUAUCUCACUUUUUACAUGACUAGCACUCACAUAUUUAAUGAUAAGAUAGAAAAUGCAGGGCAUUUUCCUGUCUGCUUUUCCUUUUGCUUCUCAUUGGAUUGACUAAUUGUGAGGGGAAAGACGGAUACCAGUUGAUCAUAGUCUAUCUUGUAUAAUUUUACAAUAACUCUGAAAGUAGGGAAUAAACCAUUUUAAAGCACUUUAAUAAGGCUACAACUCUUGCAAAUUGUAUUUUAAUGAUGCAUCUUAUUGUGUUUCAAAUAGUGAUGCUUGUAUUACGAUAUGAAUAUUAUUUUGAAGGGAAGAGUAUCUUUCCACAUUUACAUACUUAUAUGAAUUAAAAUACUGGUGACAGUCAAGCAGAUUGACCCACUGAUUGAUUGCUACAUUUAAUCUUCCCAUGUUAGCUAGGUAAUUAAAGCUAUGAUGUAAUCCAUUUAUCUGUUGUAGUGAAUGGUUGUUAUGAAGAGCUACCCAGACCUGGGAAAGUCCCUGAGAUUGUGGCAGCACGCUUCAAGGUAAAUGCUUUAAGGCUUAAUACCUGGCAAUUAGAUUGUGAAGCUUAAGUUAUCGAAUUUAUAUAUUUUUUAUUAUUAGAGCUUAAGAGGCAUAUCUGACAAUCAAAUGCAAUGUAGACUAAGUUUGUUUAGAGUUUUAAAUAAUUUCUUACAUGGCUAUUGUAGGAGGGACUACUUGAAAACUUCUGUGCAGGGAAUCAGUUGAAAGUGCUUUCACUGCCUUAGUGGUCAUGCACUUUCAAAAUUCAAAUGUUCACCAUAGCCUUCCUUCGAUUUAACAUUAAAAACAUGACAUGAUUGUUAUGAAAACUUUAUGGUUAAAUUUGUGUGUCCUUUUUAGAUGGUUGAGUUAUCAAAAGGUAGAGGUGUCUACUUAUACGAGGAUCACAUAAACACAGCCAAGAGUAAAAACAGCCCAACUUCAGCAGCAUGUUUCCUGCUCAGCUGCUUUUAUAAAAAUUCUGAGCUAGUGGGAAAGAAUCUGACCGGAGCAAAUGCCAGAGAGGGCUUAAAUGCUGACAUUGUUUCCUCAAUUUUGGGUAAGUACAUUGCAUUUGGUGUUUUUGUCAUUUUAUUACUAUUGGGAAUCUGUACACUUGUACAUGUUGAUCAACAUGACUUUCUCAGGGAUCAGCCUUGUAAAAAAACUUUGGGACAAUCCAUAUAAAACAAGUGAGGAAAACAACUCCAAGCAAGUAUUCAGAAGUUCCUUUGAUCUAAGUGAUCUCGGAUUAUUGAUCGUGGUAUGAGUCUUUCCAAAGUAACACAACCUUGUUGUCAUGCAUAAGUCUAAAAAGUUAAGCUCCUGUGUUUCUUUUUCUUUGCAGAUUUUGUGGUAAAGCAAGGGGGGAAGGCCUCUACAAUCAAGCAAGCCCUGAGAAAUAAAAUUAGUUCUCUAACCACAAGGGCAAGUGGUUGGCAACCUGCCAGGAAAGUAAACAAUUGAAUCGAUUGAAUUAAGAUUAAUUAAAAUGAUAUGAUUGGAUACUCAGUAGAUAGACUAUUUUCUAUUAUGAUUUGCACAAAGGCUUGCUUGCUUCUCUAAUUAUUAAAUAACAAAGUCAAUUUUUUGAUUGUUACAUUUUACAACAACCAUUUUUUUAUUGGCUUUAAUCCCAACUAGAGACAUUGUAAGUGAC